CUUUAUGAAAUAAAAGGCAAUUUAAAUUCAAAGUUUUUGCAAAAUGGAGGUCGACCAAGAGUAUGCUCAGCCUACGCCGGCACUGGCAGCCAGCAGCACAUCGAGCACACCGACAGCCGAGAUAACCACUACUGUAACACCAGCCUCUGGCGCGCCUAACGUAACGGUGACAACAAGAUUGCAAACUGCGCCGCAGCCGCAAACAGCAUCGGCAGUAUCGCCAAGCGGAUUGGCAAUGGCCAUGCACAACGCGCAUAUGAGUGCGCUAACGGAGACAGCAUAUGGUGGGCCUGCGGCGGCGCCGUUUUUCCAGGAUAACCCGCACCAGGUGCACUCGUUCAUGACGGACACGCAUGGGGUGAGCCACUACCAUCGGCCAAGCAGCAUCCACCGCAACAUUGCGCAUGCGCGGUGGACGCAGCAGAUGGCGAUGCAGCAAAUGGAGGUACAGCGCGAGAUGCACAUGAUGCACCACCAGAACCUGCAGGCGAUUCAGCAGGCACCGCAGCAUAAUAUGGAGGCCCAACACCGUGCAGCACAGUCGAUGGAGAUCCAGCAGAUGGCGAUCCAGCAGAUGGAGCUACAGCGCGAGAUGAACAAGUUGCACCAUCGGAACUUGCAGGCGAUUCGGCGGGCGUCGCGGCAGCAUAUGGAGGCACAGCAUCGCGCGGCACAGCAGGUGGCACGUCGGCUGGCCAACGCGCGGCUCCCGCAUAUCCAAAAUGGGGAGCCAUCGAUUAACAGCGACGUGAGCCGCAUGCUGAUGGCGCCGCUGUUCGACAUGCACCGUCGGCCGUUUGCCACCCCUGAGCGUUUCCGAGUGCGACAUAUGCAGCGGGUUGAGAUGCUGCAGGCAAUGCAUCAGAGGCCGCGGCAGCAUAGGCCGAAUAGGGAACAGGGCAAGAAGGGGCCCAUCAUCGAGGAGAUCAACAGCGGGCAGACAUCUAGAAUAGAGAGCGAAGUGGAGGAAGAAAAGGAGGCCGAGGACGAGGACGAGUGGGUGUCGGAUGGAGAUGACGUGCUGAGCCAGGAGACGAAGGAGAUGAUUGAGCGGAUCCGGCGGCGCGCGGCAGACCGCAGGAGGGUCUUCCGCGGAGGCAUCUCGAAGCCAACGGCCAGCACCCGGUCGCAGCGCCUGCGGAAUGCUGCGGGUGCGUCAGGCAAGACCCGUGAAGAGCUGUCAAAGGCGUACAGGCAGUUUAUGCGUGACGGGGCCAACGGCCAAGAGCUUGUUACCCAGAUGGGCUCGGGCGACACCUAUGCAGUGCAGCAGAUGCUGGAUGCUGGCAUUCCGGUGGACAUUGCAGACAACAUGGGCCGCACACCGCUGCACAUUGCGUGCUCGCACGGCAACGCCGACACUGUCCGAUUGCUGAUUUCCAGGGGCGCCAGCGUCAAUGCCACCGACCGCAUUGGCAACACCCCACUCGCAUUGGCAGCUACCAGCACGGGAACUGAGUCAGUCAUUGCCUUGCUGGAGGCUGGCGCCGACCCGCGUAUCGGCUCAGGCACAGUGUCGGCGAUGGGCAUGGUUCGGUCGCGGCUGAAGCGCAUGCGGGCGGCGAUUAGGGAGACGCGUGUGGUGGAGGACGCAGUUGACUCGCAGCUUCUGGAGCGGGCACUGGCAGCUGCCCGUGACCGGCGGAAGCAGGCAACAAUGGUGGCCCGCGAGGAGGAGAAGCCACCAAAGGCGCUGACGAAUGAGGGUCUGUCUGAUCUGGACGACUUGACGGCGCAGCUGCAAUCACUGGGCAUGGCAGAGCAGCCGAAUGAGCCGGAGGCGGAAGAAGAGGCGAUGCCGGAUAUUGUUGGUGUUGCUGUUCAUCGGGUUGCCAAGAACACGUAUGCGGGCAAGAUCGCCCAGGAGAAGCAGGAGGAGGAGCAGAUGGAUGCAUUGCUGGAGAAGUUUUCGCUGCUACUGACCAAUGCCGGCGCCAACGGCGAUGAGUAA
Molecule: messenger RNA, 1951 nt
Organism: Linderina pennispora
Lineage: Eukaryota; Fungi; Kickxellomycota; Kickxellomycetes; Kickxellales; Kickxellaceae
Product: ankyrin
Exons: 2
Coding region: 44-1951 (635 amino acids)
Molecular function (GO): protein binding
Source: RefSeq, a predicted model, not a curated record